AUGAUUACGGUACCGUUGUCUGCCGGUGAACUCAAUCGUCCGUUGGUUGGUGAGACUGAAAAACUUCUCGUCGAUAUCAUGUAUCGUGCUCAUACAAUUCCUUUUUUGAUUUGUGCAAUGACAAUCGAUGAAAUCGAUGGACUCGUACCGAAGCGUGAUAACAAUGCCCAACAAUCUAAAGUCGAUGGAAUCUCUGUCUUACUAUCACACAUCGAAGGUGUAAAGAAUAUUCCGAAUUUAAUUGUUUUUGGUGCGACUAAUCGUCGCAAUAUGAUGGAUGAAGCAUUUCUUCGACGUAUGCAAGCAAAAGUCUUUGUUGGUCGUCCAUCUCCGGCUACACGCAAGAAUAUGCUAAAUCCUCUAAUUUGUAAAUCAAAGAAUUUUACAUCGAAACUUAUAGAUGCCUUGGUAAAAGUAACAACAAAUUUUAGUGGUGCAGCUGUUGGUGCACUUCGAUCAAGCAUUGUUGUUGAGAUGGAUCGUAAUCCAAAUAUUAAUGAUCGACGUCUGUUAGAAUUAGCGGAUACUGUCGCAAGAGAACAUAAUGUUUGGUUUGGUAUAAGCACAUUGCCGGCAAUCUGUCGUCUUAAUCCGAAAAUAUUUGAUUCAAAGAAUGAAGACGAACAAUUUUCACUCGAUUUUCGAGAUGUACCACCCAGUGGACGUAUUCUCAUUGAUUUAUUAGAUCGAAAGUGUUUGAUUGAACUUCAAGAAGAUGAACCAACGUUAGAAAGAAAUUUAGAUACAAAAGAGAUAACAAUUCAGUCGUUAUUAGCACGUUUAAUACAAGGCUGUUCAACGCGUAAUAUUGAUACUUUACAAGUGAUUGAUUUGAAUUUUUUAACAAAACAGAAUGCAACAGAUGAAAAUCAAAUAUUUGAAAGUUUAACUACUCUAUUUUUGGAAUGUGACGAAUACAACAAGUCAAUGCUUGUCUUUGAUAUUGAUUCGUUAAUUAUGUUGAAUAAAUCUGAUUCAGAAAUGACAAAGUCAACUUCAAUAUCAAAUAUACGUCUCUAUCAAUUCAUUCGUGAGAAAUGUAAAGAGACGAUUGUUGAGAAAGUAGAAAAACGACAGGAAAAUGAACAAGAUUCUAGUCAGAACGAUGCAAAACCAGUUGAAAAAUGGAUUGUUAUCAUUGUCAAAGAUGACUAUCUCAAGUCGACAUUAAUCAAUGAUAUUGAAUUCAAAAAGACAACAGCACAGAUCGAUGAAGAACAGCGUGAAAAAGAGAAAUGUGAAGAUGAUGAACGUUCAAGAAAAUGUCCGAAAUGUUUUAGAGAUUACAUACCAAAGGACACAAAAUUUGGUGAUUGUCACUAUCAUGAUGGUUUUGUUAUCGAUUGUGACAAACCGAUUGAAACAUCGCCUAUAGCUAUUAAAGAAGCACGGUUGAAAAUGCAGCAAGCUGAAUUGAUGAAAGACGAGGAGGAGAAUGCAACGGUUAAAACGCCGCUUCCAAAACUUGUAUGGUCCUGUUGUUUACAUCGUUAUGGCAGUAGUCAUCCGGAGUGUCGAAUUUCUAAGUGUGGUUUACCGGAAGAGUUGGAAGACACAGUAGAUAUGAAACGUGACGAUUAUAUGAAAAUCGUUGAAGAACAUUUUAUGAAAAAUCAAGUUGCAGUUGACAAUACUAAAAAGUUUAUAGAAGACUACAAAAAACGACCAAAGUCAGAACUAACAUCGGCAGCUAAAAACAAAUAA
Molecule: messenger RNA, 1704 nt
Organism: Rotaria sp. Silwood2
Lineage: Eukaryota; Metazoa; Rotifera; Eurotatoria; Philodinida; Philodinidae
Source: the annotation of a GenBank genome assembly